AUUACACAAAAUAUUCUCAAAUUUUUCUUCUCUCGUUUUCACUUGUCAAAACACUGCAAAUCCUUUCUUCUUUUUCCUACACUUUCUGCCACAAGCUUUUUAUUCUUAUAAUAAUUAGUGUGUCCAGUACAUAUAAACAUAUUUUGUUUUCAUGGCUUCUGUUGAUGAAAAGGGAGUUAAUGAUGUGAGGACGAAGGAGGAGAAAGCAAUAGACGAAUGGCUACCGAUAACGUCGGACCGGAAUGCCAAGUGGUGGUACUCAACCAUGCAUAAUGUUACAGCCAUGGUCGGUGCCGGUGUUCUCUGUCUCCCUUAUGCCAUCUCUCAGAUGGGAUGGGGACCUGGUGUAACAGUAAUGUUACUGUCAUGGAUUAUAACAUUUUACACAAUCUGGCAAAUGGUUGAGAUGCAUGAAAUGAUACCAGGUAAGAGAUUCGAUAGGUACCAUGAGCUAGGUCAAUACGCGUUUGGUGAAAAACUUGGGCUAUGGAUUGUUGUGCCACAACAAAUUAUAGUAGAGGUGAGCACUUGCAUUAUCUACAUGGUCACUGGUGGCAAAUCUUUGAAAAAAUUCCAAGAAAUUCUAUUCCCAAAUGUGAAACCAAUCAAGCUCACCUAUUUCAUCAUGAUCUUCUCUACUAUUGAAUUUAUCCUAUCUCUCUUGCCAAAUUUCAACUCCCUCUCCUCUGUCUCUUCUGUCGCCGCUGUUUUGUCCAUAACUUACUCUUUUAUAGCAUGGACUGCCUCACUAAAGGAACACGCCAUUGGGAGUACUACUCAACUAGUUAGUUAUGGUACAAGAAGUGACAAAACUUCAGACAAUGUUUUUAUGUUUUUGAGUGCAUUAGGGAAUGUAGCAUUUUCCUAUGCUGGACAUAAUGUGGUUCUUGAAAUUCAAGCUACAAUUCCUUCAACACCACAAAAUCCUUCAAAGAAAGCAAUGUGGAAAGGAGUGUUCACAGCUUAUGUUAUAGUGGCUAUAUGUUAUUUGCCUGUCGCUUUCAUUGGAUAUUGGGUCUUUGGUAAUGGAGUUGAUGAUAAUAUCUUGCUCACACUACAUAGGCCUACUUGGCUUGUUGCAGCUGCUAAUAUUUUUGUCGUUGUUCAUGUCAUUGGGAGUUACCAGGUUUAUGCAAUGCCAGUGUUUGACAUGAUAGAGACAUACGCGGUGAAGUUAAUGAAAUAUAAACCUUCAUUUAUCCUUCGCUUAUUUGUGCGUAUGGUUUUUGUUGCAUUUACAUUGUUUGUGGGCAUGACCUUUCCAUUCUUUGGUGGUUUAAUGGGAUUCUUUGGAGGCUUUGCUCUGGCACCAACCUCAUACUAUCUUCCAUGUAUCAUCUGGCUUAUUCUCAAAAAGCCCAAAAGGUUUGGCUUGUCAUGGACUAUCAACUGGGUGUGCAUCAUAGUGGGUGUACUUUUGACUCUUUUAUCUCCUAUUGGUGGAAUGUGGAGCAUCAUUAAAUCUGCCAAGAGUUAUCACUUUUACCAAUGAUGCAUAAGCCAAUCUGAUUUUCUAGAAUUUUUAGAUUUAGAAUUGAUAGAAAAAAAAACAUUUGUUUUUAAUUAAUUUUAAUGUUUAUGCUGCUAUGUCCUGCCUGUUUAUUGUAAGGCAGAGAUUACAUAUUUUCAGUUUUAUAAGAACUUUUCAAAGUCUAUUUUAAGUAUGAAUAUUUGUUGAAGUUUGAAUUGUGAUA
Molecule: messenger RNA, 1694 nt
Organism: Solanum dulcamara
Lineage: Eukaryota; Viridiplantae; Streptophyta; Magnoliopsida; Solanales; Solanaceae
Product: lysine histidine transporter-like 2
Exons: 6
Coding region: 152-1492 (446 amino acids)
Cellular component (GO): plasma membrane
Source: RefSeq, a predicted model, not a curated record